AUGUGUGUUUUCGAACAUGAAUUGACUUACAGUGGAUUUAUAAUUACGAAUACCGCGCUUACGAUGUCUCUGCUUCGUGCCGCGGAGAUUUACCGAGGUCCAGAGCGCUUCAGUCUUUAUCGUGGUUUUGGAUAUUUCUGCGCAUUUCACUCGGUUGCUUGGUUCAGCACUUCCUAUUACUUUGGCUGGCUAACUGAAGAGCAACGCGUGGAGUUCCGGCGCUCAUGUACCGAUUUCUUUAGCCGGGCGAAAGCUCUUUUCAUUAAAACCACUGCGGAUAAAGCCGAAGUACCUGACCCGGUUGUUCCUCCACCUCCGAGCACCCCCGAGACAGCAGCGAAAACCAGUUCUUUGUGGUCAAAAAUUCGUUCUCCAAUUUCACUGCCUAAGUCUAAACGUAAACGGUCUACUGAUACUGACAGGAAGAUGGUCUCAGCUGCCGCUUUUAGCUUUGCUGUGCUUAUGCUCGCUGCGGGUUUCUAUGUACCACGACGCGCCGUACAUCGCAUCGUACUUCUUCCUCCCGUACGCUCGCCAUCUUACUCCACAGCUACCGCGGACCAGCUAGUGGAGGUCCACACUUACGGUGGUUUCGGUCUUUUCCGGCAGGGAGUCAGCUUUCGCACUCCGUUGUCAACAUUGCGAGGAGUCGGAUGGAAGUUAGACUCAACACAGCUUGUGUACUUUGCAGUUAAGGGAAGGCCUUUCCCAUUUUUUGCGGAGAAAGUGAAUGCUUCGUUUCCUCAUCCGGAGGUGUACAACGGUGUCUUCGCGGAAAAUCUUAAGUACUAGCUUGUUUUGUGUAUUUGGUUCCAAUUUAAUCAUGUAUCGGUAUAUGAUCCAGUAAAAUGUAUGCGUUUUCUCAACCGACACUCCUACUCAACAUAUUACACUUCUGCUUGCUAA
Dicrocoelium dendriticum is the source of this 906-nucleotide messenger RNA. Lineage: Eukaryota; Metazoa; Platyhelminthes; Trematoda; Plagiorchiida; Dicrocoeliidae. The record is from the annotation of a GenBank genome assembly.